GCGACUCACUCAGUAGACAAGUCAACUGUGGUUGAGUGUUUAGCGUGCUUACUUGCCUUACCUUGCCUCACUUGCCUUCAUUGUUUACUCGCGACAUGUUCGACUGGAUCAGAAGGAAGGAGCCGGUCCGCCGCAACAACAUGGCUUUCGUUAGCAGUUUACAGACCGCGUCCGAGGAAGACUUGUCGGAGGACGAACUUCAGAUCAUAGAACGGGGUGGCGCACGCAUCUACAGCACUCACCACCGACCCUCCCCUAGCGCCGUCUCCUCCACGACAUCCUCGGCUGCUUCAGUGGCCACCAGUGGGGGCAGCACCUGCGCCCUCAUCAAGCACAAACGCUAUCUCAAUCGGAUGGACCCUGGAGCACAGAAGGAACUCAACCUGCUCCUGAACUACCCCAAACUCCCGGAGAUGACCGACGUCAAGCCUAAGAGCGAAGAGGUGACGACACCGGUGGAAGUCGUCACACCGCCCCCCGCCGUCAUCGCAAUCGACAACUUCGAGCAUCGCACAUACGCCCCUCAGGUUCUGGCAGCCAUCUCAGUGUCUCUGGGUUCCAUGAUAGUCGGGUAUGCCAGCUCCUUCACCUCCCCGGCCAUUCCCCUCAUGAAAGAACACCCUGGCGCCCUCGGCCACCCCAUCACCGAAAAUGACGCCUCUUGGAUCGGGAGUCUCCUCCCUCUGUUUGCUAUCCUCGGUGGCAUGCUGGGCGGUCCCGCCAUCGACAUGAUCGGCAGACGCACAACUAUCCUCCUCACCGCUAUUCCCUUCCUAAUUUCUUUCCUGCUGAUUGCCUUCGCUUGGGACAUAUUCAUGGUGUUCAUCGGGCGGUGUAUUGGCGGCUUCUGCACUGGAAUCAUCACACUCGCCCUGCCAGUGUAUCUCGGCGAAACCAUUCAGUCGGAAGUCCGCGGUAUCCUCGGUCUCCUGCCCACUUCUGUCGGAAACUUAGGUAUCCUGGUGUGUUUCUUCUCUGGCAAAUACCUGACAUGGUCUCAGCUGGCUAUGCUCGGUGCCUGUAUCCCAAUCCCAUUCAUCAUCUGCAUGUUCCUGAUCCCUGAGACACCACGUUGGUACGUCAGCAAGGAGAAGAAGAAGCGUGGUCGCAAGGCCCUGCAGUGGCUGCGUGGCAAGAACGCGGACGUAAGCCAAGAGUACAGCGAGAUCGAGAAGAAUCACCAGGAGUCACAGCUGAACGAAACUUCUGCAGGCAUCGGUGAACUCUUCUCCCGCCGCUACAUCAAGUCCCUCCUUAUAUCGAUGGGCCUCAUGCUCUUCCAGCAGAUGAGUGGAAUCAAUGCAGUCAUGUUCUACACAGUCGACAUAUUCGCGGCCAGCAAAAGCACCAUUGACAACAACGUAUGCACUAUCAUCAUCGCCUUCGUUAACUUAAUCACAGUGUUCGUCAGCUCUGCACUCAUUGACCGCCUGGGCCGUAAAAUACUGCUGUACCUCUCCAGUGUCCUCAUGACCAUCACUAUUACUGCCCUUGGCAUCUACUUCUACUUCCGUGAAUACACAGACAUGGGAGACAAACUGGACAGCUACGGCUGGCUACCUCUUAUUAGCUUCAUCGUCUACAUCAUCGGUUUCUCCAUUGGCUUUGGUCCCAUCCCCUGGCUAAUGAUGGGAGAGAUUCUUCCAGCAAGGAUUCGAGGAUCUGGAGCUUCAAUUGUGACAAGCUUCAACUGGUUCACCACUUUCAUCAUCACUAAGACCUUCAGGGACUUCGGCAGCCAAUGGGGUUACAGCAUGCCAUUCCUGGCAUAUGGCUCAUGUUGUUUCAUCAGUCUGUUCUUCGUAAUGCUGUUCGUGCCCGAGACCCAGGGAAAGAGUCUGGAGGACAUUGAAAGGAACCUGACUGGAGAUGGCCCCAAGAUCCCCGUAAGGACUGCCCGUAGGAUGUCCUCUAUUGCCAACCUCAAGCCCACACCAAUAUCUAUCUAAAGGAACCUCGCCCAUUGUGUUGUUUUACUUGUUGUUGUAAUUGAGGUUAGCUCGACUACUAUUUAUGUACAAAGCCAAAAAUUUAUCUUUAAGAUUCUCGAGAUAAGAUGUGCGUCUUUUGUGGUCUGAGAUGUUGAUUGUGUCCUGACACGAUUGUAGUCUUCCACUAUUAGUCAAUUGGAAAGUAGGUCUAGGCAGCAUCUUGCAAAUCAAAUUGUCGCCUAUAUUUUUUAUAAUUCAUAUUGAAUUUCUAUUAACAAUUUUUAGACAGUUAAUGUUAAUUAUGGUUACUGUAGUUUGUACUUAACGUCACAAUGACACAUUCCAGCUACGCUGACAUUCCGUUCCUUACGUGGAGAAGAUCUGAAAUAUAUUGAUUUAAGGUUGAUCUGCAAGUUUGAGAUUGAGGUUUGGACUAAACCAAUAAGGUGCCAGGCGAGGCUUAACGGCAACUUUUAUGUUGUCUAGUGAUGUUAAUUAUAAAGUCAGGGUUUAGUGUUACCAAUCAUUGAAUGAAGAAUGUAAAUAUAAAUCUGAUUGUUGUUAAUAAUGUUAUUAUUGUUAUAAAUUAUAUUGUUAAAUCAGAAAUGGCAUGAGAAAUAGAAUCGACCGAGACACACACUGUCGGUUGGUUUUACUAAACUUGGACUGGUAUUAAAUUUCAAUACCACUUAUAUAAAAUAGUUAAAAGAUGUAUAUUUUACUACUAGAGUUUUUCCUACUUAAAGUUAAUGUGAGAUUAAUUAAAUUAUUGUAGAGAUAAUUAAGUGCCUUUCCUGAUAUUAUAGUUACAUUAGAGACUGUUGAUUAUUUUUCAAGUAGAAAGCAAACUUACAUUGAAAAAAAUCACAUGUAUUUAUUUAUUCUUUAUCAUAAAAAUACAAUAAGAACAUAUUUGUAAGUUGUAUAUUAAUAGUUUAAUGACAUGACAUACAUAACUAAAUCCUAAGACUUUAAUGUUAUUACUAAAUUGUUAUGUUGUAUACAUUUAUUUCUAAUUUUAUUAACAUGAAUCUACAAAAGUUUUAGAAUUGUGAUCUUUUUCAAUGAAUGAUUGCUUAUGGGAAACAAAUUAAGUUUACUUUGUGUUAACUUAUUUUUUAUUUUAUAAUAGGGACUUAGAUAGUCAAACUGUAUUUAUAUCAAAUAAAGUAUUGUGAUAAUUUUUACAAAAAAUGUUGUUGAUUUUUACUAUCCACAUUACCAAAUUGAUACAAAAAAACUACCAAAACAUUUAAGAUUCAAAAUUCUUACAUCAUAAUUGGUGACAAAUUCAACACUUUUGAAAACUAAUCUCUCCAGAUAAGGUACAGCAAAGAAGUUAGUUUGAUAAAAUGAAGUUAUUAAAGUCUAGAAGUUAAUAACUGGCACAAUGUUGGGGUAUAAAACUUCCAGUCCAAUAACAAUCAUUAUGAGGAAUACAAUUUUAUCAAUAUUUGCAUAAGAAUGCACAAUAUUAGUAAAACCAUUGGGCACAUCUCAAGUAAAGAUAUUUUAAUACGAUAUUUUAAAUAAAUAUUUAACAUGUAAUAAAUUAAGUUACAAGCAGCCUUCUAUUACAUACUUGUAACACUAUCAUAAUGGGCAAAAGUUCAAAGAUCAUUUAUUAAAAAAAUAAUGAAUGAUUCA
Molecule: messenger RNA, 3578 nt
Organism: Homalodisca vitripennis (glassy-winged sharpshooter)
Lineage: Eukaryota; Metazoa; Arthropoda; Insecta; Hemiptera; Cicadellidae
Product: facilitated trehalose transporter Tret1-2 homolog
Exons: 8
Coding region: 96-1949 (617 amino acids)
Biological process (GO): carbohydrate transport; transmembrane transport
Cellular component (GO): membrane
Molecular function (GO): sugar transmembrane transporter activity
Source: RefSeq, a predicted model, not a curated record